GGGACGUGGCAGGUGCGCCGCGCAGGUGCGCCGGUCCUCCGGGCGAGGCCACUUCCGGGCCGGCGGCCGGACGUGGGGACGAGGGGACGAGGGGGCGGGGCGGCCGUUAAGCCGGUGACGGCGGCGCUGUCCGAGGCUGGAGGCGCGGUCCCACUCGCUCCUCGCCCGGAGCCUCCCUCCGGGGACAUGGCCCCGCUCCCUCCCGCGCCGCCGCCGCCGCCGCGCCCGCCGCGCGCGCAGCCCCGCCCUCCGCCGGCCCGAGUCUGACGGAGCGAGGCAGCCAUGAGCGCCAACCCCCAGUGGGACGUCAGCAGGGCGCUAGGGCUGGCCAGGCUCUUCCACCUGGUGUGUGGGGUCCGGGAUGGCUGCGUGACCCCGUUCCUGACCCUCUACCUGAGGCAGCUGGGCUUGACCGCGCCCUGGGUGGGCCUCCUAAUGGGAGCCAAGCACCUGAUCGCUGCCGUCUGGGCUCCCUUCUGUGCCUUCCUGGCCAAAAGCUACCAGAGACGGAGGGCACUUCUGAUAGGCUCGCUGCUUGGCUCGGCGGGAGCCAGCCUGUUGAUGGUCCUGGUGCCGCCGUUGGACAAAGAUCUGAUGCGCCGCUCCUGUAAUGGAAGCCACAGCGUGACCACCACAGUCCCACCGACGGCGGUCGCGUUAACUGUGACCAUCACCUCGGCCCAAGAGCCAGCCUCAAACCACCCAGCGGGAGCGCCCAGCCUCCCAGCCAAGAGGAGUACUACCAGGAUCGUGGGAGCCUCUGGCUUCGGAAAAGGACCUGGAGAAAGUGUCCAAGAACCUCUCAGUCAUCUUCCUGGCUACUCUGUGGGCCCCGUUGAUGGAGCCAGGAUCACAUCCGGAGUUCUCCUCCAUCCUGUCACGUCAGGGGCGAACAGUACUGCCUGGGAAGGUUCUUUUAAGGUGGUCAGUGCUGCCCUCCCUUUGCUUGCUGGGAGCACAGCGCUACGAAGUCCAGCCAACUUGUCGGCAGCCAAGGGGAACACCAGGUCCCUUGACCUCUCCUUGCAAGGGUUGCAGUGGACUUUCAUCCUCUCCUUGGGGUCCAUGGUGUUCUGGGAGCUGCUGACAGCCCCUCUGGAGCAGGUGGCGGACGACAGCCUUUAUGAAUACCUGGAUUUUGUGGACGCCACUGACCGUUACAGAAGCCUGUGGAUCUGGAAGCUGCUGGGCAUGUCAGCAGGCGUGUGUGGCAUCACAGCCUUGGUGGGGCAGCUGGACUGCCUCCUGAUGACAAAUGGCGCCCAGGGUGUGGUGCACUUCUACGGCUACUCGCUGGUCAGCAUCCUGGCUUUACUGGUGAGCACUGCCUUUCCCAUCCCUGUCUGCAGGCAGCGGGAGCCCGACCACAAAACUGUCAAAGCACUGUCUCUGGUAGGGGGCGACCCCCGGCUCGUUCUCCUAGCCUUCACUGUCUUUCUGAUAGGAGCCGCCACCAGCACGGUGCAGAACUUUCUGUUCUGGCACAUGGAAGACCUUGGUAGCAGUGAGCUGGUCAUGGGGCUCUCAGUCGCCCUGGGCUGGCUGGGGGAAAUUCUACUUCAUCCGUUCGAAACUGCGUUGCUUAGGAAACUGUCCAGGGUGGGCACGGUGGGGCUGGGGCUGGGCUGCCUCGCGGGGCAGCUGCUUUACUACUCUUUCCUCUGGAGCUGGUGGUCUGUCCUCCCGGCUCAGAUCUUGAGUGUCAUCAGCAACGGGGCUCUGUGGUGGGCAGUCAGGGCCUCAGUAGAGGACCUGGCCACUCCCAGAACAGAGAGACCUCUGAGUGCCAUGUUCCGAGGCCACUUUUAUGGGGGUGGGGCCAGCCUGGGCAGCUUUGUGGGGGGCUUCGUGGUGAUGCGCUUCAGCCUGGCUGUGCUCUACCAGGCCUGCUGCGUGGUCCUGCUGCUCUGGCUGGCCUUGUUCCUGUCCAUCCAGCCGAGACUGCCCCAAGAGCGGAAAAUCAACUACUCGAAGCUGCUGGCUGUGGAGGCAAGUGACACGAGUGACUCUGAGCAGGAGACUGAACGGGACUGGCUUGUGAAGGCCAUGAGGGAGGAACACUCAGACUGGAAAGGCUGAGAGGAAGUCAAGAUGCAUUGAUCUGGGAAGGAGCCAAAGGACUGGACAAAGCUCAGCCCGCUGAGGACGAAGUUCUCGAGGCCUGCCUGGGGCUGCAAGGCGCCUCGGGAGAGAGAAAGCAUGUCUGUGCCAAAGCCCCACAGGAUCAUCUCAUUGCAUGAUUUUCUUUACUUUUAUAGUAAGAGGAGACUUAACUUUUUGCUCUUCAAUGCUUUUUAAAUAAUGGAGGAAGAAUACAUUUGCCAAAAAACAACAAAACGUUCCCUAUGUCUUCACUAUAUUUUGGUGUAUGAGGUUUGCAAUAGGUUUCCUUGUACUGACUCUGGUGCUGUUGAUUUCAGCCCUGGCUGGAGUGGCAGUGCCGGCAAGGCAGUGGAGACUGGCAGGAUUCAGCCGCUGGAGGGGGCAGCUGGCUUCAAUGAGUCAUGUCCAUUCCCAUGGGUCCUAGGGGCAUGAGCCUGAUCUAUAAAAGCCGUGCUGUGGGCUGGUAAGAUGGUAGUGAAAACCGAGACUCUUCUGUCCCCCCACUGCUGCACAGGCCCGCACUCACAGCCUGGGACUUAAGUUUCCAACAAGAGAAAAUGAUGGGAAAUGUUAUCUGUGUUGCGGGGAGAGGAGGCAGAGGUUAGUAGGUUUUCAUUCUUACUCCCCACUGUGUGUGUCGCCAGGGAAAGGAUCCUUAGGCUCCUCUUCCAUAUUUACGCCAGAGCGAGGGCAAUUUUGUGCCCUUUGGACUCCCUCCCACUUUGCACGCUCCACCUAGCAAGCGCACGUGCAGAUUUUUUGCAUCUGCCUUGAUUAGGGUGAGCAGCCCCAUAGGGUUAGGAUGCUAUAGAUAGUCCACCCUGUACCUGUGCCUAGACACUUGCUGGGGUGCCUUCUGGAACCCUCCCCUUGCCCCUGGAAAGGGCCCUUUAUUCCAGAGGCCAGCUCCCAGAGCCCAAUUCUUCUACUUUAUAAUCAGGCAAGUAUAGGAUAGUGGAUUUAAAGGGUGUCUCAUUUUACAAAUGCAGAAAAUGUCUCAGAGCUGGAGGAAGGAAACACACACAUGCAUGUCCACUGGAUCAGACAUGGUUCUAGGAACUUUAGUCUUUUUUAAUUCUCCCUGAGAAGCUUUGGGUUACAAAUAACCAACAAAAAUACCUCUGCCUUAAAUAAUUCGAGAUUCAUUUGUCUCACAUAAGAAGUCUACUGGUAGGCAGUCCAGAGCUGUUACACCUGCUCAGUGAUGCCACUGGGAACCUAAAUGUUUUCAUCUCUUUGCUCCAUCAUCCUCAGCUUGUUGGCCUCCUUCCCAUAUUUGUCCACUCAUAAUAACAAGGUGGCUGCUGCACCUCCAGGCCUCUCAGCCAUGUUCCAGGCAGGAAGAAGAGGGGAAAAGGAGAGACAAGAAUAAGUGCCUAUAUCAGGAAAACAAAAGCUUUCCAGGAAAUCCUCAGCAGACUUCUGAGUGAACCACAUCACAUGGCCACCCUGAACUGCAAAGGAGUCUGGGGGGUCGAAUAUUUUCCACUGGGCACACUUAGACCCCAAGCAAAAUCAGGGGUCUGUUAGAAAGAAGAGGGGACUGGAUGCUGGAUCAUCACCUAGCAAUGUCCAGCACAGUAUCAGAAGUGGAAUUCACAUCCAGCCAGUGUGAUUCCAAAGGCUAUGUUCCUUUCUGCACAGUGAGCCAGCUCCCCCACAGAAAUGACCUUAGCCAUUGGACCCCACAACAACCCUAUGAAUAUAUCUGAUUUGUUGACUGCAUUUUACAAGUGAGAAAACAGAGUCUUGGAAAAGUCAUUCACUGGAUCCCUGGCAGAAACGUCACCAGAGCCCUGAUCUCCUUACCCCAAAUUUCGUGCAUUUUCUGCUGUGCCAGCAGUUCCCAAACCUGGCUGGCCAUCCAAGUCACCUGGAGAGCAUACCCAAAAAUACAGCUUCCUAGGUUCCAUCAGAAUCUCUCAGGUGGGGCCCAGAAAUCAUUUUUUUGUUUGUUUGUUUUGUGAGGAAGAUUGGCCCUGAGCUGACAUCUGUGCCAAUGUUCCUUUACUUUAUGUGGGAUGCUGCCACAGUGUGGCUUGACAAGUGGUGCCAGUUCUGUGCCUGGGAUCUGAACCCACAAACCCUGAGCUGCCGAAGCAGAGCUCACAAACUUAACCACUACGCCACCGAGUGAGCCCCAAGAAAUCGGUAUUUUUAAUAGAAUCUCCAAGAGAUUCUGAUAGGGCUAAUAGGGCACUAGUCCGCUUGGUUACCCUUUCCAGCCCUACCCGUCUCACAACAUCUUUGCCGAAUGCUUCUGGCACACGGUGAAAACAGCUGUUGAGUGGCUACCAUAUGCCAGGCAGUGUUCUAAACACUUUGCAUGACCAGCUCACUUAACCCUCAUAGCAAUCUUAGGAUGUAGCCAUGACCACCCCAUCCACCUUACAGAUGGCAAACCUGACAGCUGAGCAAAUUGCCUGAGGUCACACAGCCAGUAGGUGGCAGAGUUGGGAUUCAGAUCCAGCCCAGUGACACUGGAGCCUGAGACUUUGAUCACUACGCUCUAUGGCUAAAAGAUUGGACAAAAGAGGGAAAAAAUAGAAACUAAGUAUUAAGGAGGCUAUCACUUGAAAUUUACUAGAUAGUCAAUAGUACUUACUAUGUAGACAGAGCAUACAAAAUAAUACCAAAAUACAAACAAGUGUGUGUCCCCCAACAUAAACGAAAGGAAGAGUUUUGUUAGUUAAAACUUAAAACAGAGUUAAGUUAGUCCCUGUGGUUUGGCCUGAAGAAG
This is a messenger RNA of Equus quagga, 4843 nucleotides long. RefSeq names its product major facilitator superfamily domain containing 6 like (gene MFSD6L). Lineage: Eukaryota; Metazoa; Chordata; Mammalia; Perissodactyla; Equidae. The transcript has a single exon. The record is from RefSeq and is a predicted model, not a curated record. Bases 283 to 2079 code for a protein of 598 amino acids. Gene Ontology annotation, cellular component: membrane.